UAUUAUUCUACUCAAAUUUCUUAUUUGAAAAGAAGAAAAAUGCGAGGGAAAAAAAUAAUAAUCACAGAUGAAGAUGUGAAGCUACUUGUGACAAUCAUUGGUACAAUCGGAGUCACCAAUGGUCGCCCAUAUCAAUACAAGGUUGAAGCAUGGACAAAUGAAAACGAAAAAUAUGAAACAAAGGUUGUACCAACCGAAGGAGAUCCCGAGUUCGAUGAAGAGCUACAAAUUUUUCAAGAUAAGAAUUUUCCAGCAGAAUCUUUAUAUGUAGAUGUUUUCAAAACGAAUUCAACUGGCACCUAUUUCGUUGGGAGGGGAGUCACAUUGUUGCCAACGGUUAAAGGGGUUGAUUUUUACCGUGAAGUUGAGCUCUCUGGUCCUGAGGAAACCGGAUUUCUUCAAUUGUCACUUAAUCUCAUGGAAUUCGAGUGCACUGGAGGCGCUAGUAAAGCUAAUGGGUCGUUUGAUGAUGUUUUGACUUGUGGAAUUUGCUUUGUGCUUGCGUACAUCGGGAUAGAUUUUGGUAGAGUGAGAUCUUGUGAUGGGAUGACGUUUUUGCUAACCAAAAGAAACGAAAACCUAGAGACAAGUGUUAUGAAGCGGAAGGUUAUUGGAGAUCUGACGGAGUCUUCAUUGGAGAUAGUCUCUUUUCUUGACAAAGUUACCUACGGCUCUGUGUCCACCAAGAAUGAUUCAAACUUGGAGAAAUCUUACAUGAAGAAGACAAGUACGCUCAAACAUUCCGAGAAUCUCGAGAGGGAGCUUAAGACCAUGCUUCACUUCCACACCAAUCCCUUCAUCGUCCAAGCCUCGUGCCCUCAUCUUCACUUCAAGUUUAACACCAAAAGUGCGACUUUGUGUUACAUCUACAUGGAGUAUGCGUCCUUAGGCAAUCUUGACAAGAUGAUCUCUGAUUCCGGAGGGAGACUGCCUGAAGAUACUGUCAGACGGGCCACUCGUAUGAUCCUGCAAGGCCUUAAGGCUCUCCAUUCGGAAGGUUACGUCCACUGCGACCUCAAACCCUCCAAUGUAUUUGUCUUCCCUUCCAACACUCCUGGAGAACCAUGGGAUCUCAAGCUUACUGGUUUCGGCUUAUCCAAAGAGCCUACUAUGGACUCUAGUCUAUUGUUUCCUGGAACCCCCGAGUACAUGUCGCCUGAAGCCAUUGCGCCGAACACAUUUUUUGGCCCAGAUAGAUUGAUCGGACCAGCCCGUGAUGUAUGGUCUCUAGGGCGUACGGUUCUUAAGAUGCUUGGGGCUAAUCCUCAAAAGAUGGGAGGUUCUAUCGUAUGGAGAAUAGAAUAUCCUAUGAUUCCUAUCUCUGUGGUGGCAGCACACUUCUGGAUGCAGUGCUGUACGUCGCGGCCUACAGAUAGGCCCACCGUGGAUGAGCUUUUGGACCAUCCUUUUGUUGCUGAGAAACUUACAUCAUUUGUUAAGGAACGAUUGUAUAGUAUAUAUGAAGAAGUUAAUCCAAAACGUCAAAGCUUGGACUGGUGACAAAACGUCAGAGUUGAGAGGGUUUUUAGGUUUCAGUUGCGUUGAUGUGUUUGCUUGUUUUGCAAGAAAACAACUGUAACUCU
This is a messenger RNA of Arabidopsis arenosa, 1583 nucleotides long. The record is from the annotation of a GenBank genome assembly. NCBI's taxonomy places the organism in Eukaryota, Viridiplantae, Streptophyta, Magnoliopsida, Brassicales, Brassicaceae.